Trichomycterus rosablanca is the source of this 1952-nucleotide messenger RNA. RefSeq lists its product as uncharacterized. Gene Ontology annotation, cellular component: Arp2/3 protein complex; actin cytoskeleton. The transcript is spliced from 10 exons. Gene Ontology annotation, biological process: Arp2/3 complex-mediated actin nucleation. Bases 103 to 1176 code for a protein of 357 amino acids. Lineage: Eukaryota; Metazoa; Chordata; Actinopteri; Siluriformes; Trichomycteridae. The record is from RefSeq and is a predicted model, not a curated record. Gene Ontology annotation, molecular function: actin filament binding.
CACAGAUCUCCAGAUCUCAACAUCUCUCCAGAUCCACAGAUCUCCAGAUCUCCAAGGGUUGAGUGAAGCGGAUUUAGAGUGAAAGAGCUUCUCUGUUCCAACAUGUCCCUGUACAGCUUCGGCUUGGAGCCUCUGUCCUGUCAGGCCUGGAACAAAGAUCGAACCCAGAUCGCCAUCAGCCCCAACAGUAACGUGGUGCACAUUUACCAGAAGGAGGAGAAGAACUGGACCAAAAUCCACGAGCUGAAGGAGCACAGUGGGCGCAUCACAGGAAUCGACUGGGCCCCGGAGUCCAACCGGAUUGUGACAUGUGCCUCAGACCGUAACGCCUAUGUCUGGACUCUGAAGGACGGUGCUUGGAAACCCACGCUGGUCCUCGUUCGUAUCAACAGAGCCGCUACCUGUGUGAAGUGGUCACCUCUGGAGAACAAGUUUGCUCUGGGAAGUGGAGCUAAGCUCGUCUCGGUGUGUUACUUUGAGAAAGAGAACGACUGGUGGCUCAGUAAGCACAUAAAGAAAGGAAUCUGCUCCACCGUCCUCAGUCUGGACUGGCAUCCCAACAACGUCCUGCUGGCUGCUGGAUCAGCUGACCUUCACUGCAGGGUUUUCUCGACGUAUAUUAAGGAGAUCGAGGAUAAGCCGGGUCCGACGCCGUGGGGAUCCAAGAUGCCGUUCGGUGAAAUGUUGCUGGAAAAUAAGGAGUGCGGUGGCUGGGUGCACAGCAUGGCCUUUUCUCCGUCUGGUGACACGUUAGCCUGGGUCAGCCAUAACAGCUCCAUCAGCAUCACCGACGCCACCUGCAACAAAGAGGUUACACAGUUGAGUACAGAUUAUCUGCCGCUGCUGAGUUUGCUGUACAUCAGCGAGACCGAGAUCGUAGCCGCGGGCCACGACUGCUGUCCCUACAUGUUCCUCUACAAGGGUCCUGGCCAGCUGGAGUUUGUGAAGAAGCUGGGCAUGACCAAGCAGUCCUCCAAGAACAGCAUGUCGGCCAUGCAGCACUUCCGCAACCUGGACAAGAAAGCCACGACCGACGAGGACGACAACGAACUGAACACCCUGCACCAGAACAGCAUCACGCAGCUGUGUGUGGUGGAGGGUGAGAAGUGUAAAGUGGAGAAGUUCAGUAGUGUCGGACUGGAUGGUUCCAUGGUGCUCUGGGAACUGAAGCCAUGAAACUUCAAGCUUCAUGACAGACAUGAUGUGCCAAUACCUGCUCCCACCAAAAUAUUUAAUUAAUUAUUACACAUCACAUCCGAUAAUUACAGAUCAGAUCAUUACACAGAUAAUUACACACCACAUCAGAUAAUUACACAUAAUGGCACUCGGAUGGCGCAGAGCUCUAAACGCUGGGUUCUGGGUUCAAAUCUCAGCUGUGUCACCAACCUGGGCAUCCAACAUGCAAAACUGGCAGUGUAACAGUACUUGGUUUUUGGUUCUGGCGGAAAUGACUAAAUUAAGAGAUGUAGGAGAAAAAUCUACUCAAAAAGUUUCAGUAAUUCUUUUUUGUCAUGAAUGUAUCUGAUUAUUACUUCUUUCUUGUUCUGUUGUAAUUUUUAAAAAACAGAUUUUACCCUGGAUAGAAUUUGGUGCUCUUGUUGUGAAUUGGCAGUGCAUACUGUACUUCAACAUCUUUUUAACAUCUAUAGUAUUUUUUUAUAAAACUUUUUUUUAUUUUUAACUGUCACAAAGACCACCGGCGGUAAAGUGUGAUUAUCACAGUAUUAGGGAUAAUAAUUUUUUAUGGUUUUUUUUCCAGAGGAAUAUAUUGUUGUUGUUAUUAAAUAAUUGUAGUUUCUAUAAUUAACCAGAUAAAUACUUAAAUAUUAUAAUAUUAAACUUACCACGAGUCGGAAUUUGAGUCUGUAAAGCUGGUAAUAAGUUUUCUUGUGCUGUCUUUAUAAUUAUUGGCUUAACAAUUUGUACUAAAUUUCCUAAAAAAUAAAAAGGUU